AUGACGUGGGACAAUAAUUUCGAGCAUGAUAUUCUGCUGAACAUAAAACGAAUAGAAUGUUUAAUGUUGAGAAAUACUUUAUUGAGUGGAAAAUCCUUUUUCCUUUCCUCACAAGGAAUACUAAUGUUGAGUCGUAGUCGUAUCGGGUUGGAUUUCCUUUUAAAAAACAGAAAAAAAAACUUCUCCACGAACGAACGAUUCAACAAAUGUUAA
Molecule: messenger RNA, 213 nt
Organism: Clunio marinus
Lineage: Eukaryota; Metazoa; Arthropoda; Insecta; Diptera; Chironomidae
Source: the annotation of a GenBank genome assembly